AUGGUUAUCUGUAGAGAUUGGGGAAACGGCUAUUGCCGAUACUUCAACGACUGCAAGUUCAAACAUCCAAUUAGGAUCGACGAGAAUCGUGACCCGCCCAAAGGUCGACGCCACAGAAAGCUGAAGAACGAGCGGGAAAUCGCUUCCAAGAAACAAGGAAGCACGAACGAGGUUGAUUCAGCAGAGCAACUGACCGAGCUAACCAACUCAGACGCGCCUUCGUCUGGUCGAUUGAAAGGCGCACUAACAAAGGCUCUGGCACAAAGUAAAGAGCAGACAAGCACCUUGGUCGGUGCCAUGGCACAAAGCGACAGGCAAACGAAGAUUAUUGAAGCACAGUCGAAGAUUAACCAGCGAUUGCAGCGGGACAACAAGCGUCUGGAGAAGAACCUUCUGAACGCGAGAUAUCGACAGCAGUACCCUCAAAUCGAGGCCAUGGACGAACUGGAACUACAUAUGCAAAAGCUUGACUUGCACAACAGUACAGAGCCUUCAGACAGCCGCGAGGAUGAGCUCAUCUCUUCUCACGUUGCCCUUGAAGUUCUCUGGGAACUGCUGGACAAUGCAUUUCUCAACACAAAAGUGAUGUCUAUACAUUCACUCCCAGGGUUUGAGCAGAAGCAUCCGGUCGAGAUAUUAGAUGCUAUUUGUAGGCAGGGGGACCGAUUGGUAGUCGAAGGCAUCCAGGGAUAUUUGGAGGACCGCAUGUGCGACAAGUACGAAGACAGAAACCUCGCAGGCACGUGGACGUUUUGA
This is a messenger RNA of Lithohypha guttulata, 756 nucleotides long. RefSeq lists its product as uncharacterized. Gene Ontology annotation, molecular function: metal ion binding. The record is from RefSeq and is a predicted model, not a curated record. NCBI's taxonomy places the organism in Eukaryota, Fungi, Ascomycota, Eurotiomycetes, Chaetothyriales, Trichomeriaceae. Bases 1 to 756 code for a protein of 251 amino acids. The transcript has a single exon.